Molecule: messenger RNA, 501 nt
Organism: Aphanomyces invadans
Lineage: Eukaryota; Oomycota; Saprolegniomycetes; Saprolegniales; Verrucalvaceae
Exons: 1
Coding region: 1-501 (166 amino acids)
Source: RefSeq, a predicted model, not a curated record
AUGGCGGUGCCUGCGGUUCAACUCGCCAUUCUCGCAAUUCCCAUGACCCGAACGGAAGCCGAACGCCUCGCACGACGCAAGCGGUACCUGGCCAACCGCGCCGAAGUGCUGGCCCAGCAGAAGGAGUAUCGCCAGAACAACAAGAGUCGCAUUGCCAUCCGCGCCAAGCGGUGGUACAUGCAAAACAAGCAGCGCAUGGCAGAGUACAAGAAGGAAUACCAGCAGCAGAACAAGGAGCGCAUUGCGGCGCGCAAAAAGGCCUACACGGAGCGCAACAAAGAGCGGAUUGCAGCUGCCAAGAGUGCUUAUUACCACGCGACCAAGGCCAAGGCGUCCAAGUCCGCGUCCCCCAUGAAAGCGGCGCCAAAAGCAGCCACGACGUCGGCGGCGCCUCCGACAGCGCCACAGCGGCUCAUCAAGCUCGACUCCAGUGUCGAGACUGGCGUUGCCUUGCUGACGUGUAUUCGCGAUAUCUUCGCCGCCAAGGAGCAUCUCCUCUAG